Molecule: messenger RNA, 1807 nt
Organism: Triticum dicoccoides
Lineage: Eukaryota; Viridiplantae; Streptophyta; Magnoliopsida; Poales; Poaceae
Product: GDP-mannose transporter GONST3-like
Exons: 3
Coding region: 408-1529 (373 amino acids)
Source: RefSeq, a predicted model, not a curated record
GAGAUCUGCUCCUUCCCGCCUCUCCCGGGUCAGAAGUCGGAGCUGGCUUCAUCCCCAUUCCCCGGAAUCACUUCCUUCCCGUUCGGUGCACCCCCGCUCCAAAUCCCAAACCCCACGCGAUCGCGCGCCCAAUCACUCGAGGCGAUCCCUCGUUGACCCUCCCCAGCGUCCAGAUCCGGCGAGCGCCGUCUCAAAAGCAUCACCCGAACCCCUCGAUAAAUCGCCACGCCACCACCCCGCGGUUCAGUCGGCAGCACCCCUGCUCUUCGCUCGACCCCUCCACCCGCUCUCCCUCCUCGACCGCCGGCGGACCCGUCCAGGAGCGGAGCAUGUGACUUCGACCACAAACGAAGGAUACAUGCUUCGUUGCUAGAGCGCUUGCUGUUGUUGGAUUUGGGCUCGGGAUCAUGGCUCCUGCUCGGGUUGGCCGGUUCCAGAUGUCUAAUCUCUCAGAGCCCUCAAAAGAAGAUGGUUCAAUCGAGAAAACUGGAGCUUGGAAUAACACAUGGAGCACUCUUCUGCGCCAUGCUUCGGUCUAUGGUGUGGCUGCUGGUUAUUGUCUGUCAGCAUCUCUGCUCUCCAUUAUCAACAAAUGGGCAAUCAUGAAGUUUCCCUACCCUGGAGCACUGACAGCUUUACAGUACCUCACUAGUGUUGCUGGAGUUCUCCUGUGUGGACAGCUAAAGCUUAUUGAGCCAGAUAGGCUGAAUUUGAGGACCAUGUGGAAGUUCCUACCUGCUGCUGUUAUGUUCUACAUCUCAAUCUUCACAAACAGCGAGCUCCUGAUGCAUGCCAAUGUGGACACUUUCAUCGUGUUUCGGUCUGCUGUGCCGAUAUUUGUGGCCAUUGGGGAGACACUUUACCUCCACCAACCAUGCCCAUCAUUCAAGACAUGGCUCUCACUCUCCACUAUACUUGGUGGAAGUGUGAUAUAUGUUUUCACUGAUAACCAGUUCACCCUGACUGCUUACAGCUGGGCGAUAGCCUAUCUAGCGAGCAUGUCUAUUGAUUUCGUGUACAUCAAGCACGUUGUCAUGACCAUCGGGUUGAACACAUGGGGUCUUGUGCUCUACAACAACCUUGAGGCUCUGCUGUUGUUUCCCCUUGAGCUCCUUAUAAUGGGAGAGUUUAAUCAGAUGAAGGUGGACAGCUCCAAGAUGACAACAAACUGGCUAUCGUUCGACGUGGUCCUUCCUGUUGCUCUGUCAUGCCUGUUCGGGUUAUCUAUAUCCUUCUUUGGAUUUUCCUGCAGACGGGCCAUCUCUGCUACUGGAUUUACGGUGCUCGGUAUAGUGAACAAGCUCCUGACCGUCGUGAUCAAUCUGCUUAUCUGGGACAAGCAUGCGUCCCUUGUGGGGACAAUUGGGCUUUUGAUAUGCAUGUCUGGUGGUGUUCUCUACCAGCAAUCGGCCACAAAGCCCAAGGUGCCCAAGAUCGAGCCAAAGGAAGAGGACGAUGAAGAGGGGCAGAAUUUGCUGCAGAUUCAGCCCGGGCAUGAGAGCAACCCAAGUCAAAAGCAUUCCUCAUAAGCUUACUUUACCUUCCCUCGACAACCCAUUCGUGGUAUACCUCAGAUGAGAAAUCUUGAACAUGCUGUAGAACAUCGGCGUUUCAAGAGAAACUAAAUUUCAUUCUACAAUACCUUUGUUAUUGUAUACUGUUUUUCAUUGGUUAGACAGGAUUGUGGUGGUGGUGUAGGGUACCAGACACCUCAACAUACUAGGGUCGAAUCCCCUGUAUACUGAACCAUGUAUGCUAUUUACCAUAUUCCAGAAAUACAAUGGAUGUACUUAUUCGCUUCGCGGCA